Mesorhabditis belari is the source of this 831-nucleotide messenger RNA. The record is from the annotation of a GenBank genome assembly. NCBI's taxonomy places the organism in Eukaryota, Metazoa, Nematoda, Chromadorea, Rhabditida, Rhabditidae.
AUGGACUCGGGACUCGGUCAACCACUUCUCUCCUAUUUAGUCUCACCGUCGUAUUCAAGAUUGAAUACUAUCGACAAUUUUUAUUCACCUGAUCAGAUCACUUGUAUCUGUGAGGCGCUCACGAAUGAAGUUGAACGAUUGGCCUCUUUUGUUUGGUCUUUGCCCCAGCGGGAGGAGCACAGGAGAAAUGAGAGCUUGCUUAAAGCGCACGCGCUCAUCGCUUUCCAUCGCGGGAAUUACAAAGAACUCUAUCGGCUGCUCGAGCAACACGUUUUUUCUCCAGAAUACCACCAACAGCUGCAAGAGCUCUGGCUGAGGGCGCAUUACAAUGAGGCCGAAAAGAUGCGCGGUCGAGAGUUAGGCGCGGUGGGGAAGUACCGGAUUCGACGGAAAUUCCCACUUCCAAGGACAAUUUGGGACGGCGAAGAGACGAGUUAUUGCUUUCGAGAAAAGUCGCGUCACGUCCUCCGCGAGUGGUACACGAAAAAUCCAUAUCCGACACCGAAAGAGAAAAAGGAAUUGGCCGAAUCCACUCAUCUAACUGUCACCCAGGUGAGCAAUUGGUUCAAGAAUCGACGGCAACGGGAUCGAGCUGCUGACUCGAGGGAGAGGGAUCCACUGCACCCAAAAGAUGACUCAGACUUCUCGAGCACUGAAGAGGACCAAACGAGUUCGAAACCAUCAACUACCGUACCCCUAACUACGUCUAAAGCCACACCGUCCAUUUACUCGACGACCUAUUCGGCUUUAUUAUAUCCAGGUGUCAUGCCUUACGGGAUCACGCCAGAGAUCAUGCAAUUUUCCGUCAAUGUCAACAACUAUCAAAACUUG